CUAUGUUUUCAACAAUCUGAAAAUAUACAUCUAUGCAAGGAUAUAUCGACUGUCACUGUCAUAUUUCUGCCGAGGAUUUUGACAGUGACAUUGAUGAUGUCAUUGGAGAGUCUAAAAAGGCUGGGCUUGUUGCCCUUCUUGCUGUAGCAGAGCAUGCUGGUGAAUUUGAGAAAAUUAUACAGCUCUCACAAAGGUUCCCUGGAUUCAUUAUGCCUUGUCUCGGAGUUCAUCCUGUCCAAGAUCCAGCGCAACCCAGAGGAGCCGUACUGGAGGAUUUAGAUGCUGCAUUACCGCUGAUUGACAAAUACAAGGAGCACAUUGUGGCUAUUGGUGAGGUCGGCCUGGAUUUCACACCACGUGUAGUCAACAGUGAUGCUGGGAAAGACGGACAGAGACAGGUCCUCAUUCGACAGGCUGAAAUCGCGAAGCAGUUAAAUCUGCCUCUGAAUGUACACUCAAGAUCUGCUGGAAGACCAACCAUCCAUCUUUUGAAGGAGCUGGGUGUAGAAAAUGCACUUCUUCAUGCAUUUGACGGAAAACCCUCAGUUGCAAUGGAGGGUGUGAAAGCUGGUUAUUUUUUCUCAAUACCUCCAUCCAUUGUAAGGAGUGAUCAGAAGCAGAAGCUGGUGAAGCAGGUUCCUCUGGAGAGCAUGUGUUUAGAGACGGACGCUCCUGCGCUGGGACCUGAGAAGCAGGUGAGGAAUGUACCAAGGAACAUCAGCAUUAGUGCCGAAUAUAUCGCCCAAAUCAAAGGAAUUCCCUUGGAGAAGGUCAUAGAGGUCACUAGCCAGAAUGCCCUGCGCCUUUUCCCCAAAUUAAAAACAUUUAUCAAAGCUUGACAUUAAUACCGCACAUUGGCAAAGCUGCUUAAAGCUGUCCUUUAAACAAACAAAUGUGUAUUGUUGAGUAGAAAUUAAGAUAAAGAAACAAAUGGUUUUUUUUUGUUUUGUUU
Rhinichthys klamathensis goyatoka is the source of this 952-nucleotide messenger RNA. It is a transcript of the gene tatdn3l, whose product is annotated as putative deoxyribonuclease TATDN3. Bases 33 to 839 code for a protein of 268 amino acids. The record is from RefSeq and is a predicted model, not a curated record. The transcript has 10 exons. Lineage: Eukaryota; Metazoa; Chordata; Actinopteri; Cypriniformes; Leuciscidae. Gene Ontology annotation, molecular function: hydrolase activity, acting on ester bonds.